Messenger RNA from Bactrocera oleae (olive fruit fly), 2300 nucleotides. Its product is annotated as alpha-amylase 3. The record is from RefSeq and is a predicted model, not a curated record. Lineage: Eukaryota; Metazoa; Arthropoda; Insecta; Diptera; Tephritidae. Gene Ontology annotation, biological process: carbohydrate metabolic process.
GCGUCCAACGAUAUUGAAAUUAACACAUACGCACACAUAUACAUACACACAAACAUAUACAUACGUACACAACGUAAGCAAAACAUAACGUGUUGCCAAUUAGCGGUGAAAAGUUAAGCAAUGAUUUUCAUAGUGCGUGAAAAAGUUUAAAAUUCGUGUGGAAAAAUUAAAAUUGAAAAGCAGAAUAUAAUUAAAAGCUAUGAACGCCAUGGGUAUUUCAACAGAUCCCACGCUACUCGAUGUAGAAUUGCCAGCCACGCUUAUUGAAUCGCCCUCAGUGUCGACAUUCCUGCCCGAGGAGGAGGCAUCCACCUGUCCGCUAUUGUCCACUACAAAUGGCACAUCAACGCCGGUUACAUUCUCACAUCCGCUAACACCCUGUAUUGACAAUGACAGCACAGCUUCGGCCAACUUGUGUAAUGAUGAGGAUGCGGAUGCCAAGGUCGAGACAAGUUCAUCGUCGGGCAGCAGCUCCGGCAUUGGCAUGGAUGCGCCGGAUACGGCGGCCACAACGCUAUUCCACAAAACACACGCCUACCAACAUUUGCAAGUCAACAAUGGCGGCGCAGUGCAGGAUUCAAAUGGCACAAACGGUACACUUUCAAAGGACACACCUUCGUUCGUUUCAUGGAAUUGGCCGCUGAUCCGUAAAUGCACAUUCUUCGUCUUCAUGUCUAGCUUAUUAGCUAUGUGUGCCAUAGUGGUGGCUAUGAUUGUUACCCUGCCAAAGACCUGCAAUCCAAAAACAGCUUGGUAUCGCGGCAGCGUCUUCUAUGAGAUAUUUCCCGCCAGUUUCCAAGACUCAAACGAUGACGGGAUUGGUGAUUUGCGCGGCAUUGUGCAGCGUGCUGACUACCUGGCCUCACUUGGCGUUGCUGCUGUGCGUCUAAAUUCGAUAUUCCCCUCAACUCACUACCCCGAUGACUUUACGCAUCCAACAUCGCUGCAUGAGGUGGCCAAGGUCUUGGGUACAGCACAAGACUUACAACUGUUGGCAGUAACACUACACGAGCGUAACAUUUCCCUGUUGCUUGAUCUGCCGAUUAGCGGUUUUAUUAAAAGAUUGGAUGAAGCCACAACGACGAAGCCUGCAAUAGUUGUGGCUCUUUCAACAACACAAUCAAAUAAUGAAACCGAAAGUACUUACAGUGGAAAAACAGCAAAUGUGGCUACCAAAACUAUACCACAACUACCGAUCUCUUCGGCUGGAAAUGUGGUCAGCGAUGCCAUACUGAAAUGGUUGCAUCUGGGUGUGGAUGGUUUCUAUUUGAAAGGUUUAGAAAAUUUUGUCGAUGACGAUCGUCUGCUAGCUAAUUUGCAUGAGUGGAAGCAGCUUGUCGGUCCUGAUCGCAUACUUAUCGCUAAUGAGGCACUAAUACAAGAGUUGCAUCCCACGCUGAGUCCAUUGGCACUACAACACAUCGAUUUAGUCGACGUGCACUUGGACGUUUCGAACGGCACAAGAUAUUUAGAGCAUCAUAUCAAUAGACUACUUAAUGGUCCACUCGCACCCGUCGAGGAGGGGCCAUGGCUGCAUUGGUCCAUUGGUGGCGUCGAUCAACAACGCUUUACACGCUACGGCCAAAGUAAGAAUAUUACUUUGGCUGCGACUGUUAUGCAACUCAUGCUACCGGGCACACCCAAUAUUUUCUACGGCGAUGAAAUCGCAUUGGAAGCCAUCACCGAUCCACAAAAUGAGCAUAACGAGACUAAACAUUUACACCAUCUCGCCACUAUGGAAUGGUUGAAUAGCACGAGGCAGUUUACGAAUCGUGAGACUUUGCCUUGGCUUCCACAGACGGCGCAAUUUAGUCAUGAAAAUUUCCAAAUAGUCACGAAAAUGAUCGAAUUACGUUAUCGUUCACCGUCGUUGUAUAAGAAUGCCAUUUGCAAACCAGAGAAGACCCUAUCCAACACAGAAAUACGUUGCAGCAACGAUGAUAUUAUUGUGGUGGAGCGUGUCUAUCCCCGUCGAAACUCAUUUGUAUCGGUUUCGAAUUUCGGUCAGAAGCGUGUCUCCAUGGAUAUGACAGCCAUGUAUUUUAGUGGCGUAAAAAUGCUGGAGCAAGAACAGAGCGAGAAGAUUUACUUUUCCAACUUCGAGAUCGGCCCGUGGGAAACAAUUGUUGUUAAACUAGAUAAAUAAGUGUGCAGACUUGGUGAAGCGCUUGAGAGUUGCGGUUUAACUGCUUAAUGUUAAUAACAAAGUACCGUUUGUUUAUAUAUUUUUAUAGAUAUAGUGGCCAAAAACUUGCUCAUAAAGCGGUAAAUAAAUAUGUGAGCUUUAAGAUUGAAGGAAA